This is a messenger RNA of Arachis ipaensis, 2306 nucleotides long. RefSeq lists its product as uncharacterized. The record is from RefSeq and is a predicted model, not a curated record. Lineage: Eukaryota; Viridiplantae; Streptophyta; Magnoliopsida; Fabales; Fabaceae.
GCUUAAUAAAAGAAGUUGGGUUUAGUAGCUACACGUAUGACGUUUUAAUUUACCAUUCAUUCGCAUAGAACAAACCCUAAGUAGACGGCGAUGGAAUCACGCGGAUCCUUAUUUUUCUGCAAGACCGAUUUCUGCAACCCUAACUGGUCUAUUUCAUGAGUCUUUACCUCCACAAAGUGACGAUGUUUUUGGUUUCUGAAGUCUAAUCUGUCCCUUUGAGCUCGUCAGUUUUGCAACAUUGACUUGUUUUUCGUACUGGUAAAGGCAACAGAAGUUGAGUAGUUGCUGCAGCACCAUUUAUAACAACUUCAAAUGGCAUCUCAAAAUGAAGGAACUAAGCAGAUGAACAAUGAAGGAAAUUCCAAAAUAAAAAGGUUAAGGACCUUAUCACAAAUAGAGUCACAAAGAAGUCCCUUGAAGAUGAGGAGUCCAGUAAAAAAUUUAGGAAAAAUACAAUUCACGAGUGCUUACGCGUUGCUAAAAUAAUUUCAAAUCAAAAGGGAACAUGUUUUAGCUGCAUGUGGGGAUAGUAGUAAACAUGAGACAAUGAAAAAGGGCAAGAUGCCAAAAAGAAUCUGACAAGAGUUGAUGAUGAAGGUCAAAGCAAAAUGGAAACCAAGAAGAUAACAAACAUGAAAGACCGUGAGGAUCAAAUCAAGAUGCCAACAAAGAACUGCAAUGAAGAAAAUCAUCUAGUUAAGAUGAAAGCCAAUGAAAUUGAGGGUCAAAGUGGGAAGAAGCCGUCUAGGAAGAAGGUGCCAAUGAAGAAAUCAAAGGUGGAAGAUAAUAAAACCAAGAUGAAUACCAAUGAUGCUGAUGGUCAAAGCAAGAAGCUAACCAAUAAGAAGAUGCUGAUGAUGAAAUCGAAUGAAGAAGAUGCCAACGAAGAAGAACAUAAGAUUGAGUCUCUUAUCCCAGCUAUGACUUUGGAUGAAUUCUUCGAAAAAUAUGGGAUAUCGUUGGAUGAAAAUGAUAAAGAAUAUGAAUAUGAUUAUGAUGAUCACAAUCCAAGUGUUGGUGAUAGUAGUGACAGUCAACUCGGUACCAAAAAGAAAAAAGUUCGUGGUCCCACCCAACUCAAGCAUAUUCAUGCUAUGGAGACACAGAUAGAGUUAACAUGGUGCAACGGCAGACCUAUAGGCCCAACAAAGACACAGGUUCAAUUGUUUAGUCGAUUCUUAGGUACACUUGCAAGAAACUCUAAUUUGGUCACGUUAUUAUAUACUAGUUGGCAAGCUGUGUCAAGUGAGACUAAAACUUCAAUGUUGGAUUAUGCAAAGUCUAAAUAUAAAAUUCCAAGUGAUGCUGAGCCUUGGGUGAUAGACACCAUUGGAGAGUCAUGGAAGCAAUUUAAGAAACGCAUAAAAAAAUAUCACUAUACACCGUACAACUCAUUUAGAGAGAUGAUGAAAAAUCGUCCAAUUACCGUACCUGAACUGCAUUUUAGAAAAUUAGUUCAAUUUUGGAGUCUUGAUAUCAUCAAAGUUAUUUCUGACAAAAAUCGUGAAAACAGAUCCAAACAAAAAUGGAAUCAUCGAAUGGGUCCAGUUAGUUUUGAAUUAGUACGCGCUGAAUUGCGUGCAAAAAAAGAGGGCAAUGAAGAUCCAUCACAGUCUGAGAUGUUUGUUGUAACUCGUACUAACAAGAAAGGAGAGACUGAUUCGGGAACACAAGAGACGAUUGAUCAUCUUCAAAAUUUGAAGCAAGCUGGAUACAGUGAUGAUGAAGCGCUUCAAACGGUUUUUGGAAAGGAGAAACAUGGUAGAGUUCGUUUCUAUGGUCGAUCAGUCACAAAAUCCUCUCUUAAAAAGGAUAAGCAAAUCCGACAAAUGCAACAACAACAUGCUGAAGUGGUUUCAACUAUGGAGAAAAAUCAAAAUAAUUUGACUUCCAAGUUGGAUGGUUUAACAAGCUUGAUCAAAAUGGUGUUGCAACAAGUUAAUCCUGGUAUGAGUGCGGAACAAGUGCAAGUAAUGAUAGAAGCUGCCCAACAAUCUCCGCCUGAUGCAAGUAGUGCACCAAAUGAUGCGAGGCGAAGCAUUCCUCCUUCAUUGGGAUCGAAUCAUGUGUCAAAAGAUAUGGAACAGGAGGAUAUGAUGUGAAGAAAAUAUGUUCUAUACAAAUAUAAGAUGGGAUGGGUCUUAUAAUAAUUUUGGUUAUCUAAAUGUAUUAUUUUGAUGUGUUCUUUACAUUUUGAUAAGAGACUUUAUUCGAUAAUACAUGUAAUGGAUAAAUUACACCUUAUUUUGAUUAGUGUUGUAAUGAAUAUCUACUUUUUAAUGAAACUUUUAUGAUUUACAUUUAUU